UAUAAUUGGUAGCUAUGACGGAAGCGGGGCACUUCCUCCCUCCUCAAAUGGGUGCACUGCUGAUUUGUUUGUUGUUAUUCCCAAAUAUGAGAAAAGUACCUACUAGGGUUUUAUACUUUUCUCAAAAUACUAACUAAAUGCAACUAUUGCUACCAGAAACAACACUCAAAGACCAAAGUUGAAAUUCUAAGUAUUUUAACAGCUUCAUAAGACGAUGAAAGACAAUGAAAUAAAAACAAUAGGUACAUGUUAUCACCCCGCUCAGAACCUAAAAUUAAGGGGAAAAAAAUAAAAUAGUUAUCUUGAACAAAACCAGUUUUCGACAAAUUCAAUUCUCAGGCGAUUCAGAAAACCUUGAUACCCCAGUCCCUCGGAGUCGGCACUUUAACCAAUGCGUUACGAUUAUGGAGUGCAAAUACUCGACAGCCGUCCAUGGCUCAUGUCAUGAGAAAUACCACAAGGCACAAGUUGGAUUAUUUAGUUUUUAUUCACUGCAGUACUGUUUGUUUUGUAUUCGUUAUCGUUGCCGGGCGGCCCGGACGUCGCGAUGCUGACGCCGCCGACCACCGCGCCGCCCGCCUACGAAGCGCCGCACGAACGCAGUGUGGUGGUGGUCUACGUGCAGCACACAAUAACGUAAUUUCAACGCAGCUGUACUAAAAUAAUACCCAUGCAAUGAAGGUCUAUUCGUUGUAUCAUUAUGUCUAUUUUGUGUUCAAGAGACGCAAAACGAUGGCGGGAUGCACGCUGAUGGCUGGCGUGAUGCUGCUGUACCUGACCGUGGUCGUGCGACGAAACGCCGCCAGCGAUGAUUACAGAACCGCCGAACAGAUGCCGUACUUCGUCAAGUCAUAUAAAUGUAUCAACAAUACAUGUAUUGUCAGCAAACUACCAUCAGUGGAAAAAGAAAACAUUGGACUUGAUGGGUCUAUAGACGUUUGUCGUUUAACUUGUGGACGCUAUGGAUCACUUUGGCCAAAGCCAACAGUCAAUACAACUAUAGGGAAAUCUGUGAUUGAAUUUGGUCUCGAUAAUAUUAAAUUUGAUACAUCGUUGAUCGCUGACCAAAUGAGCAAAGAAUACAUGUCUGAAGUGACUCAAGUUUUUGUAUCGUCCUUAAAAAAACUUUGCGUCCCAAAUUGUGUUUACUACGCAAUUACUCCAAUUAUAUCUAUAACUACAAGUACUGCAUUUGAUUAUAUCAAAUUGACAACCAACGAAAGUUAUAGUUUGAAAACAAACACCGAAGGAGAUCGGAUAGUAAUUAAUAUUGAAGCAAAGACCGUUUAUGGGGCGAGAAAUGGAUUAGAAACCUUACGACAACUUGUUGCUACUUACGGUUCAAGUGUGUCUGGAAAAAAAUUGGUAAUGGCCGGCGAUGUUCAAAUAAGUGAUCAACCUAUGUAUGCUUAUCGUGGUUUCAUGCUGGAUACCGCUAGACAUUAUUUCCCAAUGGAAACUAUUAAGAGACAUAUUGACGCUAUGGCUCAUUCCAAAUUAAAUGUAUUUCAUUGGCACGCCACCGAUUCUCACAGUUUCCCUUUGGAUUUACCUAGCGCACCAUUAAUGUCGAAAUAUGGUGCCUAUAGCCCUGACGAAAUCUAUUCAUUCAAGGAAAUUAAGGAUCUUCUCAGAUAUGCAUUAGUCAGAGGAGUAAGAAUUAUUAUUGAGAUCGAUUCUCCUGCACAUGCGGGUAACGGUUGGCAAUGGGGUAAAGCAUCAGGUUAUGGUGACAUGGCAGUUUGUGUGGACAAAGGACCUUGGAGAAAAUACUGUGUACAGCCGCCAUGUGGACAGCUCAAUCCAAUCAAUACUAAUACGUAUAAAUGGUUGGGAAAAAUUUAUAAGGACUUGAUCAAUGUACUACCAAAAGGAGAAGCAUUCCACAUGGGUGGUGAUGAGGUCGCUCUAAACUGCUGGAAUACUACCACUGAGAUCACUAAUUGGAUGAAAUCCAACAAUCGAAGCUUAGACGAAGAAGGUUACUUGGACUUGUGGUCUCAAUUCCACUCUAAUUCGUUAAGCGAAUACGAUAAAGAAGCUGGUGAUGUUAAUUCCGAUAUGAUAGUUUGGUCUAGUGGUCUGACUGAACCCGAAAUCAUAGAGAAGUAUCUUGACAAAAAAAGAUAUACAGUUGAAGCUUGGGAAGGAUCAAAUAUUCCAGUUGAACUUGUUAAAUUAGGCUAUAAAGUUAUAAUUGCCUUAAAGGAUGUUUAUUAUCUGGAUCACGGUUUUUGGUCUUCGACUAUCUAUCAUAAUUGGAAACAGAUUUACAACAACAAAAUGCCGAAAGUUGACAAUCCAAAUCUUGUAUUAGGCGCAGAAACAUGCAUGUGGUCUGAAUAUGUCGAUGAUAAGGCUGUUGAUUCCAAAGUAUGGCCAAGAGCUGCAGCUUUAGCUGAACGUCUGUGGUCAAACCCAACUACAAAUUCUCUGUCUGCUGAAUACAGAUUUUUACAACAUCGGGAAAGACUGGUAACACUUGGUAUUAAAGCAGAUACAGUGACGCCAGAAUGGUGUUACCUCCAUGAAGGGAAGUGUAUUAUAGAUUAAUAAUACAUUUAUGGUUCUUUUAUAAAUUUAAAUUUUGAAUUGGUUUAAAUUAUGCCAUAUUGUAAUAUGAAUAUUUUAUUGUUCUUUAUCAAUGUACAUACAACAAUUAUUUAAUUACCUUUAUGUAAAGGCCAAAAGAUGAUAUAUUUAUCUUGAAUCACUCAUUAUUUCAUUAAUUAUUAAUGAUUUUGAACAUUUUUCUUGUAUUAUUACAAAUAUUAAAAAACUAAAAAUUAUAUUUUUUACUAU
Myzus persicae (green peach aphid) is the source of this 2802-nucleotide messenger RNA. Its product is annotated as chitooligosaccharidolytic beta-N-acetylglucosaminidase-like. Gene Ontology annotation, cellular component: membrane. Lineage: Eukaryota; Metazoa; Arthropoda; Insecta; Hemiptera; Aphididae. Gene Ontology annotation, biological process: carbohydrate metabolic process; glycosaminoglycan metabolic process; ganglioside catabolic process. The record is from RefSeq and is a predicted model, not a curated record. The transcript has 8 exons. The coding region runs from base 676 to 2553 and encodes 625 amino acids. Gene Ontology annotation, molecular function: beta-N-acetylhexosaminidase activity.